AUGCCUUCGGCCUCAAAGAGUCCUUGCUACGCCGCUCUUUGCCUCAUAUGCCGUACUACAUGCAAUACUACCACUGGCGAGCAGGUCGGACAUAUUGAAGAGUCCUCGCAGCCGCGCACACGGCUGAUCCACCGCGCUCAUCUCCAGCAUUCAAUCCAAGAACCCGUCGCGAAGAAAUACCUGCAUUUACAAAAGCAUCUUGCUCUCAUCUACCGCAACGCAACACUAGCCCAGACGUCACGCCAUACACUCUGCAUUUUGAGGACGGCGCUACAUAGCGCUGAUAUCAUUAUUGGAUGCGAUGGUAUCAAGUCCGGGUCCGGUCGGGUCGUCUACCGGGGCUUCGUCGAGUACACGGAUUUGCCUGAGGAUACUGUGAAUCUGUUUUGCAACCUGAUGAAGUUCCGCGGCCCGAAGCGUCACCUUCUGUGUCUGCCUAUCGGCAACCCGGCUACUCAGACUGACCUGGUUUGGUUUAUGUCUGAGUCGCUGGAUUCCUGGGAUUCUGAAAACUGGAUGUCCAGGUCGGAAAUUGGGAGUCUAUAUGAACAUGUUCUGGACCGGUGCCCACAGGUGCAGGAUAUCAUUAAGGGCCUCUAUAAGGGCUCUCUUGAUGGCCGUUUGAUGAAACAGGCCCUGUACGUUUGGGACCCAGUCGAAAAGUGGUUUGAGAUGCGAGGCCAGGACAUUUACACUACCUUACGGUGUCCGUUCUUGGCACUGUUCUGUCGGGGCCCGCGGACUCCAUGGGAUGACCAACCAUUCCCCGCUUUCUAG
Molecule: messenger RNA, 777 nt
Organism: Penicillium arizonense
Lineage: Eukaryota; Fungi; Ascomycota; Eurotiomycetes; Eurotiales; Aspergillaceae
Exons: 3
Coding region: 1-777 (258 amino acids)
Source: RefSeq, a predicted model, not a curated record